Molecule: messenger RNA, 716 nt
Organism: Myodes glareolus (Bank vole)
Lineage: Eukaryota; Metazoa; Chordata; Mammalia; Rodentia; Cricetidae
Gene: Nkiras2
Product: NFKB inhibitor interacting Ras like 2
Biological process (GO): Ral protein signal transduction; negative regulation of canonical NF-kappaB signal transduction
Molecular function (GO): GTPase activating protein binding; GTP binding; GTPase activity
Source: RefSeq, a predicted model, not a curated record
GCGGGGCUCCAGAGCAAGUACUUCCACCCAGAGGGAGAGGGGCGUCCUUACUGUCGAACUGCCCCUCCCAUGGUCCUGCCCACUCCGGGGGGCACCUCAGCUGGAGUGCUGCGGGGACCCCGGAGGUUGAACGCUAAGCAUGGGGAAGAGCUGCAAGGUGGUCGUGUGUGGCCAGGCAUCUGUGGGCAAAACUUCAAUUCUUGAGCAGCUCCUGUACGGGAACCAUGUUGUGGGUUCUGAGAUGAUUGAGACCCAGGAAGACAUCUAUGUGGGCUCCAUUGAGACAGACCGAGGGGUGCGGGAGCAGGUGCGUUUCUACGACACUCGGGGUCUCCGGGAUGGGGCCGAGUUGCCCAGGCACUGCUUCUCCUGCACUGACGGCUACGUCCUGGUCUACAGCACAGACAGCCGAGAGUCGUUCCAGCGUGUCGAGCUGCUCAAGAAGGAAAUCGACAAGUCCAAGGACAAGAAGGAGGUCACCAUCGUGGUCCUUGGCAACAAGUGUGACCUGCAGGAGCAACGUCGUGUAGACCCUGAUGUGGCCCAGCACUGGGCCAAGUCAGAGAAGGUGAAACUAUGGGAGGUGUCAGUGGCUGACCGCCGCUCCCUCCUGGAGCCUUUCAUCUACCUGGCCAGCAAGAUGACCCAGCCCCAGAGCAAGUCUGCCUUCCCCCUCAGCCGCAAGAACAAGGGCAGUGGCUCCUUGGAUGGCUGAA